CUCCGGCUUCAGCCCAAUAUGCAGCACGUGGUUAGUUAACAUGGAUGACCGAACCGGGAAAGGUGCCGUGACGUCAUGAACUUCUCCAACGUCUUCUUCAGCAUCAUCGUGUGCCUGUGUCUCACCUCCUCCCUCACAACUUCCUAUCAGACGUUUGACAGGUCCCUGCCUCAGGACCCGACCCGAGCCUGCAGGAGACGAAGGACGAUGAAGGGCGAACUCCGCAACAUCUGCAAGCAUGAGCCUCAUUUGAUCGCCAAAAUGCGGGACGGCGCCAUUCAGGCUCACGCGGAGUGCCAGCACCAGUUUCGCUUUCGACGCUGGAACUGCACAGCCACCCGGAAGAGCCUGCGGCGGGUUCUGCAGCGCGAUACGCGAGAGACGGGGUUCGUCCACGCCAUUACGUCGGCGGGAGUGACGCACGCCGUCACGAAAGCCUGUACGAACGGCGAGCUCUUGGAUUGCACGUGUGACAAUUUACAAGACCAGAUGACGAAUGCCCACUGGCACUGGCAUGGAUGUAGCGACAACGUCCGCUACGGAUACACGAAAGCCAAGCAGUUCAUGGAUGGCCGCUACCGGCGUCGGAGCGAUUCCAAGACCAACGUCAAACUGCAUAACUACGAGGCCGGCAGAGUCAGCAUCACCCAUAACAUGAAGAAGGAGUGCAAAUGUCACGGGCUGUCGGGUUCCUGUUCCACGAAGACCUGCUGGAUGAGGAUGCCCACGCUGAGGGAGGUCGGGAACAUGCUGAAGAGGCGCUUCGACGGGGCCGCCAAAGUGAUCCCAGCCAACGAUGGGACCUCGGUCUUACCCUCCGGUCCCACCAUCAAACCCCCGACGACCGAAGACAUCAUCUACAUGGAGGAAUCUCCCGACUUCUGCUCGUUCAACGGGAGCACGGGAUCGUUGGGCACCGAGGGGAGAGUCUGUCAUCGGGGUUCCCCCGAUGUCGAUGGGUGCGAUCUCAUGUGUUGCGGACGGGGCUAUGCCACCAUCAUCCAGUGGAAGCGGGAGAACUGUCACUGCGAGUUUCGGUGGUGCUGCGACGUCACGUGCAAGUCCUGCAUCAAAGAAGAAGAAAUCAAUAUCUGUAGGUGA
This is a messenger RNA of Darwinula stevensoni, 1101 nucleotides long. The record is from the annotation of a GenBank genome assembly. NCBI's taxonomy places the organism in Eukaryota, Metazoa, Arthropoda, Ostracoda, Podocopida, Darwinulidae.